This is a messenger RNA of Didymodactylos carnosus, 489 nucleotides long. Lineage: Eukaryota; Metazoa; Rotifera; Eurotatoria; Philodinida; Philodinidae. The record is from the annotation of a GenBank genome assembly.
AUGGUGUGUUUUAACGAUAAGUCUCAACUGCCUACACGUCUAUUUUUAACUACGUACUAUAUAGGAGUUCUUAUUGGUGUGCUACUGAUAUUCUGUGAUGAUAAAACAACCGUUAUUCAAAUUAUAUUUGACGUAUAUACGGGUAUAUUUAUUGGUUUAGUUGUAUGUGCUUUAUGGUACGACCAAAUGGAAGGUCGAUCAAUGGUGCUUCUGAUGAGUAUCGUGUCUAUUAGUUUAUUUACCCUAAUAACGAUCGUCAUGUUUCUUACCUAUAUUAUUCUCUAUUCAACAAGUGGUCAAUUAGCGAUUAUGGGAAAAUUUGGUUUUGGCUCGAUGUUAGAUGAUAAAAAUGGAAAUAAUUUUUUUAUUUUUACUGGUAUUUUUACAGGCAUUCUAACACUUCAGUUUUGUGCUACAUUAGCCGCAUUUCAUUUAUACAAUGCUGUUAGAAAACAAUCAUCAAUAUUAAUCAAAAAAGAAGAUAUCUAA